GCCACAUAUACGUUGCUCUCUUUAUCUUCAUCCUGUUCCUCUUGAGUAGGAAAGCUCUUUGAGUCGAACCUCGUUUUUGCAGUCUAAAGAACUUUAUUUGUUUACUACGAAAAGUAAUCAUCAAAGGAAGGAACUGAAUGUAGCAAGCUCUGUGAUUCUGGUCUCUGCAUGUUUCACAAGACGGGGAUGUAGCUCAGAUGGUAGAGCGCUCGCUUAGCAUGCGAGAGGUACGGGGAUCGAUACCCCGCAUCUCCAUUUUGAUUUUGGGAUUUAAAAUUACUCAUCGAUCACGAUUGCUAGGGUUUGUUCUUCAACCUCUCUUCCUUCCUUUUAUGCCUUAACCUAAUUCAUAGUCUAUCUUCUGAUAACUGGGAAAUGAUUAUUGCUUUUUUUAGUUGCCUUGUACUACUGAUGAGCUACAUUUUUGUGCAAUCGCGGCCGCGUAAAAGCUUUUUAUAUUUCGGUCGUACAGGUGUUUUGACACUGAAUGCGGUUGUCGCUUUGUGAAUUAAGCACAAUUUGUUUUCUUUUAACAUAAAAACGGUGAAUAACAGUAUUGGUAUCGGCACCUGCUGAUCAUGGACGUUUUUGCGAUUGCAGACCGUUCCUCUGGGUAAUGAUAGAAUUUCUCUGGGUCUGGACAAUAAUCCUGCAAAAUUAUACAUUUGAUUAGUUCAGUUCAAACACAACAGAAUAUGAAAAUAUCAACAUCUUUUACUUUACAAUACCUGAUCAGCAUGCAUCUUUUUCACAAAGAUUUUGAGUAUAUCAAAAUUUUGCUUCUGGAAUAAUUCUUCUGUCAAACAUUGAUAUGUGACUCUUUUUGUUAACACCAUUUGGUCUAGCAUUUAGAAGGAUUUGGUUAUAAUCUUCAGUGUCAUACCUUGGAAGUGCUUUUUCCUCAGCUACUUCAUUCAGCCCUUUCUGCUCCUGAUUCUACUACAUUCAAUAGUAACACUGCUUCUGCCACUCCAAGUUCUGGCAAGGGCUUUUGAUACAAGAAAUGAUAGAGAAAGAACAAGAGGGCGUGGUGGUGGCGGUGCGAGUGGCUCGGGAAAGGAUAAAAUUGACGCUCAUAGUAGGUUCCUGACCCGGAUUUUACGUCAUAUGGCAUCUGAAUUGAAAUUGAAUAUGAGGAGUGAUUGUUAUUUGAAUGUUAAUGAUUUGCUAAAGCUGAAUUUGAAGACACUUGCUAAUGUUCCUCUACGAUCCCACACUAUUGAUGACAUUAGGGAGAGAAAGAAAUUGAGCACAAGUCUUUAAAUACACAAAUUCAAACGAUGGCGGGUGGAGUUUUAGUUGCUUCAAAAAAUGGAAAGCAAUAUGAGGGAAAGGUUACAAUGUUUGUUUUGGUCACAUGUUUGGUGGCGGCCAUGGGAGGUCUACUUUUUGGUUAUGAUCUUGGUAUUACAGGAGGAGUGACUUCCAUGGAACCAUUCUUGGUUAAGUUCUUCCCCGGUGUUUACAAACAAAUGAAAGAUGAAUCUGGACACGAGAGCAUGUAUUGCAAAUUUGAUAACGAGCUCCUUACUUUGUUCACAUCUUCCUUAUAUCUUGCAGCUUUAAUAGCUUCUUUCUUUGCUUCCACAACUACAAGGAUGUUAGGACGCAAGGCCUCAAUGUUUACGGGUGGCUUGUUUUUUCUUAUUGGUGCAUUGCUCAAUGGUUUUGCUGUCAAUAUAGAAAUGCUUAUCAUUGGUCGUAUAUUACUUGGUUUUGGUGUAGGAUAUUGUAAUCAGUCAGUUCCAGUGUAUUUGUCUGAAAUGGCUCCAGCAAAGAUUAGAGGUGCACUCAACAUGGGCUUCCAAAUGAUGAUCACUAUUGGAAUCCUAGGGGCAAACAUUAUUAACUACUUUACUUCUAAUCUUGAGAGUGGAUGGAGAAUUUCUUUGGGUGUCGGAGCUGUCCCUGCAAUUUUGUUGUGUAUAGGAUCUUUUUUCUUAGGCGACACACCAAACUCUAUGAUUGAAAGGGGUAAAAAAGAAGGAGCUAAGAAAAUGUUGCAAAAGAUUCGUGGCAUUGAUAAUGUCGAUGAGGAGUUUCAAGAUCUAAUUGAUGCUAGCGAGGAAGCCAAAAAGGUGGAACAUCCAUGGAAGAAUAUUACUCAAUUGAGAUACAGACCUCAACUAACAUUUUGCUCUCUCAUUCCGUUCUUUCAACAACUCACUGGCAUCAAUGUUAUCAUGUUUUAUGCCCCUGUCCUUUUCAAAACAUUGGGCUUUGGAAGCGAGGCUUCCCUCAUAUCCGCAGUAAUUAGCGGAGGUGUCAAUGUUCUUGCUACUUUUGUUUCCAUCUUCAUUGUGGACAAGUUUGGAAGAAAGAUUUUGUUUCUUCAAGGUGGUGUCCAAAUGUUUAUUUGUCAGAUUGUUGUUGGAAGCAUGAUUGCUAUUAAGUUUGGAGUUAGCGGUGAAGGCUCAAUUAAUGGUUAUGAAGCCGAUCGUCUUUUGUUCUUCAUAUGCGCGUAUGUUGCCGCAUUUGCAUGGUCUUGGGGUCCAUUGGGAUGGUUAGUUCCUAGUGAAAUAUGCUCUCUCGAGGUUCGCUCUGCAGGUCAGGCAACCAAUGUUGCUGUGAACAUGUUGUUCACCUUUGUCAUUGCUCAAGUUUUUCUAGCUAUGCUUUGUCACUUGAAGUUUGGACUUUUCUUCUUCUUUGCUGGCUUUGUGCUUAUAAUGACAGUUUUCAUCUUCCUGUUUUUUCCCGAGACAAAUAAUGUCCCAAUUGAAGAAAUGAAUAAAGUGUGGAAGUCUCAUUGGUUUUGGACAAAGUUUGUUUCAGAUGUUGAUGUUGAUGUUGAUCAUGACCAUAAGCUCGUUGCUUGAUUUCAAUAUUAGAAAAAUCGGGGCCUAGACAAUAUAUAUAAUAAUUUCAGCUAAUUCUAUC
Molecule: messenger RNA, 2880 nt
Organism: Vicia villosa (hairy vetch)
Lineage: Eukaryota; Viridiplantae; Streptophyta; Magnoliopsida; Fabales; Fabaceae
Product: sugar transport protein 10-like
Exons: 6
Coding region: 1281-2819 (512 amino acids)
Biological process (GO): monosaccharide transmembrane transport
Cellular component (GO): membrane
Molecular function (GO): monosaccharide transmembrane transporter activity
Source: RefSeq, a predicted model, not a curated record